Alternaria arborescens is the source of this 2952-nucleotide messenger RNA. RefSeq lists its product as hypothetical. The record is from RefSeq and is a predicted model, not a curated record. Gene Ontology annotation, molecular function: glycerophospholipase activity; metal ion binding. NCBI's taxonomy places the organism in Eukaryota, Fungi, Ascomycota, Dothideomycetes, Pleosporales, Pleosporaceae. The transcript is spliced from 6 exons. Bases 1 to 2952 code for a protein of 983 amino acids. Gene Ontology annotation, cellular component: cytoplasm.
AUGACUGCCCCGGACAACAAGCAGGGCUUUCUUUCCAAUCUAUCACCAUGGCCAUCGCGGGCAGGUACGCCCAAGCCUCCGGCGCCCGAGGGAAGUGCGGAUAAGGCCAAGAAGAUGGAGCAGGAGAGGGACAAGGACAGAGCUGCGGCAAUACUGGCUGCUCAGCAAGGAGGAGACCAUGUGAUUGAUCGGAGACACAGGCUGAGUCUCAAGCGCUACCCCCCAGACUGUCCUCCGCUGGCUGUGAGGUGGUUCCAUGCUAUAGAUACACCCAAGCGCAAACCACUUUCGAAGCAUGCCAUGGCCCCCGAUACCGCCUUGCCCAAACCUAAGAAGUGGAUACCCUUCGGUGCCGGAGACUCUCGCGCCAUUGAGGCCGCCUUUCAGAAGACUGCCGACGAAGCCGAUGCCGACGAACUGAGAAGAGGCAUUGCUAGUCCUACUACGCCUACCCAAUCCAACAACACACCUCCCAAAACCACAAAGGUGCCCGUCAACGAGGACUAUCUGUUCGAUGUCGAGAUCGAGACACGCGAGUUGGCACCAUCAUACUGGCUGGGUCCUGUUUACGACGUCAAGCGAGGGACAUGGUUCACACCGGACGGGGAGGCCGUCGACGAAGGUCUAGCUAUGCAACUAGAGGAGGGAUAUCUCAAGGUGAAGCCGUGGAAGUUUGGAAAGCCAGAUGAGAAGCGAGCAGUAUCGCAGCCUCGUGCUCGGCCACUUUCCAUGGGUCCGAGUGCUGGCGAUGACCACCGCAAGGAGCUGGCUAGGCUGAAUCGCGACUCAACGUCAAAUCCAGUUACACCCAAGUCAUCGUAUGACAGUCUGCGGAAAGAAGCCUCGAAACAAUCAAACGAUUCGAAACUAGGCGAUGCAUCUGCAGCCUCCAAUGCGCCUGCCGACUUGCCGCGGACGCAUAGGCUCUUCGGCGCCCACCUGAACUCCACUGUCACAUACCAGGACGAGACGACAGCGUGGAUGUUGACCGAUGACAUGUGGUCUCGCAUGGGCAGUACGUUGUACCAGCGCUUCGCCGGAGGAGCGCACUAUGCUGGAUAUAAGUACAUCCGUGGAUACACCGAUCCCAAAGAGAAGAAGAAGCAGCCAACUCCUGCCAAGGGUCCCCAAAGCGCAAAGCAGACGGACCGACCUUCAACGCCUGCGCUGGCAUACGGUUCAGAUCACGGCAAUUCUGACGUCAACACCGAUGGAGAGAACUCAGAGAACGAGCGAAGCAUGUCGCCCUCCCAAACACGCAGGCGCAACCUGGAAAGGCAGGUGUCAUCGCUCAUGACAUCCUCAAAGCCAGAAUAUGAGCAACAACAGGAAGAGGAGAUGCGAAAGCGCGAGGAGAAAGAGAUGCGUGAAGAUUACAAAACACAGCAUGGCAGUGAUCAAGAUCGUGAAAUUGAGCAUCUGCUCCUAGUAACGCAUGGUAUUGGACAGCGCCUUGGAAUGCGAAUGGAGUCCAUCAACUUCAUUCACGACGUGAAUACUAUGCGCAAGUCCCUCAAAUCUGUAUACGCAGCUUCGCCUGACCUCCAGGCCUUGAAUGCGGAGACGGAGUCGGAGAGCAAGAACAAUCGCAUCCAAGUCAUCCCUAUUAUCUGGAGACACCUGCUGGACUUUCCCAAGCAGAGUUUGAAGCACAACCGCAAAGAACACGACUUGGGCGACCUCGAUCACGAAGAUGAAGAAUACCCCAAUCUCGAAGAUAUAACCGUUGAAGGCGUACCUGCUGUCCGCAAUUUCCUUACUGAUCUGGCGCUUGAUAUUCUACUAUAUCAAAGUCCUGCAUACAAAGGUCAUAUCUCUCGAAUCGUUGUGAACGAGCUAAACCGCACUUAUCGGCUAUUCAAGGAGCGAAAUCCGUCUUUCAAGGGAAAAAAAGACCCAAGAGCCAAGCCAAGCUCGCAGUCGAUCAAGCAACGAAGGUCUACUGAAGAGGGCUUGAAGCUGGACUUUGAGGUGGAAGACUUUUAUGCUCUUGGCUCACCCAUUGGGCUGUUCCAGAUGUUGAAGGGACGGACGAUAGUCGGAAGACCACAGACUUCUGCUGCCGCGUUUGUGCCGCCGAAGACACCGGCUACAUCUAUCGAUGAUCCAUUUUCGCAAGGUGGAGAUGAACAUGCAUUUGACAUUACGACAUCCUCACCUCUUUGCAAGCAGGUCUUCAACAUCUUCCAUCCGACUGAUCCGAUAAGUUAUCGCAUUGAGCCUUUGAUCUCACCAGCUAUGUCAGCGCUCAAAGCCCAGCCUUUGCCAUAUACCAAGAAAGGCAUCUUCGGUGCGCCAGCGUCUCAAGGCUUCACCGGCAUUGGUCAACGAGUUGGUCAGGGCGUGACUGACUUUUGGACUUCUCUUGGAUCAGGCAUUGCUAGUGGACUGCUCAACCGCAGUCUCGGUAUAUCAGGAACAGAAAUGACAGGCGCAGGCAACAGUACACAAGGACAACGUAGUUCUCGCCCACUUAGCGCCGCCGCACCUCCUUCGAGCAACGCCACGAAUCUCGUCCCAGGCCUCAAUGAGCCCGCCAGCGCCUUCAUUAGUGAAGAACGUCGUCGCCGCCUUGGACAAGAAACCAUCGCCGAAGGUGAAGACGGCGAGCAUCCUCCCACUCUCAUCGAAGGCGACAUAGAGACCCUCUUCGCCGGCUUCCAGAAGCGAAGAAAGAGCCAGCAGAGUGAAGACGGCGAGCGAGACGUUGAAAAGGACCUUGAAUGGCAGGAGCUAGAAGAACGAAGCCGGAAACUCAAGAAGGAGGAACAGAAAGUGCGCGCGCUGAAUAGCAACGGUCGUGUGGACUAUAGUAUUCAAGAAGGCGCUUUCGACAUCUCGCUGCUGGCCAGUAUAGCGAGUCAUAUGACGUAUUGGGCUGACGAGGAUGUGUCACAUUUCAUGAUUUCACAACUAUUGGCAAGGCAUCGUGUGUUCAAGCCCAAGGAGUGA